This is a messenger RNA of Maudiozyma barnettii, 978 nucleotides long. RefSeq names its product Sol1p (gene SOL1). Bases 1 to 978 code for a protein of 325 amino acids. Gene Ontology annotation, molecular function: 6-phosphogluconolactonase activity. Gene Ontology annotation, biological process: carbohydrate metabolic process; pentose-phosphate shunt. The transcript has a single exon. The record is from RefSeq and is a predicted model, not a curated record. NCBI's taxonomy places the organism in Eukaryota, Fungi, Ascomycota, Saccharomycetes, Saccharomycetales, Saccharomycetaceae.
AUGACUACUACAGUUCCAAAGGUUUUUGCAUUCCAUGAAUUCUCUGAUGUAGCAGAAGCUGUUGCUGAUUAUGUGGUUUAUGCACAAAAUGGUGCACUUACCAAGAAACCAAAAGAAAGAAAAUCGUCUGCAGUGAAUUUAUCAUUGGAUGAUAGGGGCACAUCCUCAGUUGAUAUGCAUCGUAUUUUAUCGAAUAAAAGCAUAUCGUCUAGAGAUAGUAGCAAAAAGACUAAAAAAGAGAAAGAAAGGAGGUUUAAGAUAGCAUUAUCAGGUGGUUCUUUAAUUCAAAUUCUGCAUGAAGGUUUAUUAAAAAGAGAUGAUAUUCAAUGGGGUAAAUGGGAUAUUUAUUUUGCAGAUGAGAGAUUAGUUCCAUUCAAAUCCGAUCAAAGUAAUUAUGGACAAUCAAAGAGGAAAAUUUUUGAUCUUAUUGAUACAGAGAAAUAUGGUACUCCAAAUAUUUAUCAUAUUGAUGAAUCUUUAAUUGAUGACCCACAAGAAUGUGCGGACAGUUACGAGAAGGUCCUUAUUAAAGGAUUUGCAGGAAGAGAUUCUGUUAAACUUCCGAUGUUUGAUUUAUUUUUAUUAGGAUGCGCUCCGGAUGGUCAUAUUGCUUCUUUAUUCCCAAAUUUCCAAGAAAAUUUACGUGAAAAAUUAGCAUGGGUUGUCCCUGUAGAAAAAGCUCCAAGUGGACCAGAAAAUAGAAUAUCGUUGACUAUUCCUGUGAUUUGUCACUCUCAUAGAGUUAUUUUCGUUGUGGAAGGUGCUGUGAAGGCACCUGUGAUUAAAACCAUUAUGGAAAGACCGGAGAAAGGUUUACCAAGUAGUAUUGUCAAUGAAGGUGCAGCUGGCCGUGUAUCAUGGUUUGUAGAUGAUGAUGCCUUGACUGAUGUUUUUGUUACGAAGAAGAAAUAUAAAUUCCAUAACAAGAUUGAAUUCAAUGAACCAUUUAAAGAGGAAGCAUCUGAAAAUAGUAAAUAA